Propithecus coquereli (Coquerel's sifaka) is the source of this 3487-nucleotide messenger RNA. RefSeq names its product armadillo repeat containing 4 (gene ODAD2). Bases 28 to 3159 code for a protein of 1043 amino acids. The transcript has 19 exons. The record is from RefSeq and is a predicted model, not a curated record. Gene Ontology annotation, molecular function: protein binding. NCBI's taxonomy places the organism in Eukaryota, Metazoa, Chordata, Mammalia, Primates, Indriidae.
AGCUCAGACCUGAGUAUUGACAGACCCAUGGGCGUGGCUCUGACGAAAUCAGCCCAGUGGACUGCCGCUGGUUAUGGUACUGGAACCCUGGAAAUUACCCCUCUAAAUGAAGCGAUACUGAAAGAAAUUAUUAUGUUUGUGGAGAGUUUUAUCUACAAGCAUCCCAAAGAGGCAAAGUAUGUUUUUGUAGAACCACUAGAAUGGAAAACAAGUUUGGAUCUCUCAGCAUUUGAAUCAGGCUAUGUUGUCAGUGAAACAACAGCCAAAUCAGAAGAAGUUGAUAAAAAUGGACAGCCUUUGCUAUUUCUCUCUGUACCACAAAUUAAAAUUAGGAGCUUUGGGCAGCUGUCACACUUUUUAUUUAUGGCCAAAGAUGCAAAGCUGAAGGAAGCGCAAGCGUGUAUCGAAGCUAAUAGAGACCCUGUAGCAAAAAUCCUGGGCUCAGAAUAUAAUACAAUGAAAGAAGACUCAACUGCAUUAAAUAUUCUUGAUAAAAUUACCAAAGAUGAUGAUCCUGAAAUUGAGAUUAAGAUCAAGAUUGCAAUGCUGCUUAAGCAACUGGAUUUGCACCUGCUCAAUCAUUCUCUAAAGCAUAUUUCAUUAGAAAUACGCUUAAAUCCAGUGUCCGUUAAGAAGGAUAUAGAGCUACUCAAACGUUUCUCAGGAAAAGGAGAACAAACAGUCUUGGAAUCUAUCGAAUAUACCUCAGAUUAUGAAUUUUCAAAUGGAUGUAGAGCCCCACCGUGGAGACAGAUUCGUGGGGAGAUGUGUUAUGUGAUGGUGAAACCCCAUGACGUUGAGACUCUGUGUGUCACUUGUAGUGCAAAAGGAGUGUUUUUAAAUGGUGGCAAAACAGAUGAUGAGGGAGACAUUGAUUAUGAGAGAAAAGGUGAAAUUUAUAAAGACCUUGUCACAUUUUUAAAAGAAAAAUCAGCAAAAUUUUCCGAAAAUAUGUCGAAACACGUGAUUGAUUUCAAAGAAGAACAAAAGGAGAUGGAUCAGCUGGGUGAGGCAGCCAAGGAGGAGGCCGGCACCUUCCAGAAAGCUAUUUCUGGUUCAGACAAGAGGUCACUGGAGAAAAACCAAAUCAAUUUUGGGAAGAAUCAAAUGGCCAAGAGAUUGGCACCCAGCUUAAACUGGAAAGCCACCGUCAAUUACAAAGACCGCAAAAGCUCAGGAAAAGACAGCCAAGAGGAGAAACGUGGAGGCAAGCUUGAAAGCAGAAGAAAGUCAUCUGCCCCACCUGGAAGAGCGCAACUACUUCGCAAAAGUGUUGAAAGGAUUGAGGAAAUUAGUGACAGCUCCUCAGAGAGUGAGGAAAAUGAAGAAACACCUGAACAUCGUCAGGAAGCAAAUGCAGAUCUGCCAUCGGAAUAUUGGCAAAUUCAGAAGCUGGUGAAAUAUUUAAAGGGAGGAAAUCAGACAGCUACAGUGAUCGCAUUGUGUUCAAUGAGGGAUUUCAACUUAGCUCAGGAGACCUGCCAGUUGGCAAUCAGAGAUGUCGGAGGCCUGGAGGUGUUAAUAAAUUUGCUUGACACAGAUGAAGUCAAAUGCAAGAUUGGUUCAUUAAAAAUCCUGAAGGAAAUCAGUCAUAAUCCCCAAAUCAGACGUAGUAUUGUUGACCUUGGGGGGUUACCAAUUAUGGUGAAUAUACUCGAUUCCCCACACAAGAGUCUGAAAUGUUUGGCGGCUGAGACCAUCGCCAAUGUCGCCAAGUUUAGAAGAGCCCGCCAGGUGGUGAGGAAGCAUGGAGGCAUCACCAGACUGGUUGCUCUACUUGACUGUGCACAGAGUUCAGCAGAACCCAUGCAGUCCAGUCUAUACGAGGCCAGGGACGUGGAAGUGGCCCGCUGCGGGGCCCUGGCGCUGUGGAGUUGCAGCAAGAGUUACGCCAACAAAGAAGCGAUUCGCAAAGCCGGGGGCAUUCCCUUGCUGGCUCGCUUGCUGAAGACUUCUCAUGAAAACAUGCUGAUUCCGGUGGUGGGGACUCUGCAAGAGUGUGCGUCAGAGGAAAACUACCGCGCUGCAAUCAAGGCAGAAAGGAUCAUUGAAAACCUGGUGAAGAACCUGAGCAGUGAGAACGAGCAGCUUCAGGAGCACUGCGCCAUGGCCAUCUACCAGUGCGCUGAAGACGAGGAAACCCGGGACCUAGUCAGGCUGCACGGAGGACUGAAGCCCCUGGCCAGCCUGCUCAAUAACACCGACAACAAAGAGCGCUUAGCUGCUGUCACUGGGGCCAUAUGGAAGUGUUCCAUCAGUAAAGAGAACGUGACCAAGUUUCGAGAAUACAAAGCCAUUGAAACCUUGGUGGGACUUUUAACUGACCAGCCUGAAGAAGUCCUCGUGAAUGUGGUUGGGGCCUUGGGGGAAUGCUGCCAAGAGUAUGAAAACCGAGUCAUUAUCCGGAAGUGUGGUGGCAUUCAACCACUCGUGAACCUCCUCGUCGGGAUAAACCAGGCUCUUCUUGUGAAUGUCACAAAGGCAGUUGGUGCUUGUGCAAUGGAACCUGAAAGUAUGACAAUAAUUGAUCGCUUAGAUGGAGUUCGUUUGCUGUGGUCCUUGCUGAAAAAUCCUCACCCAGAUGUGAAGGCCAGUGCUGCCUGGGCCCUUUGUCCAUGCAUUCAAAAUGCGAAGGAUGCUGGAGAAAUGGUUCGUUCCUUUGUUGGUGGUUUGGAACUUGUUGUGAAUUUACUGAAAUCAGAUAACAAAGAAGUUUUGGCAAGUGUAUGUGCUGCUAUUACCAAUAUAGCGAAAGAUCAAGAAAAUUUAGCUGUUAUUACAGAUCAUGGAGUUGUGCCUUUAUUAUCCAAGCUGGCAAAUACAAAUAACGAUAAAUUGAGGCGUCACCUGGCAGAAGCUAUUUCCCGGUGCUGUAUGUGGGGCAGGAACAGAGUGGCCUUUGGAGAACACAAAGCAGUUGCUCCGUUGGUGCGUUACCUGAAAUCGAAUGACACCAAUGUGCACCGAGCGACAGCUCAGGCCUUGUACCAACUUUCAGAAGACGCCGAUAACUGCAUCACCAUGCAUGAGAAUGGCGCGGUAAAGCUGCUACUGGCUAUGGUUGGGUCCCCUGAUCAGGAGCUCCAGGAAGCUGCAGCUGGUUGCAUAUCCAACAUCCGCAGGCUGGCUCUUGCUACAGAAAAGGCAAGAUACACUUGAAAUUGGAACGGACAUUCCAAGCUACCAAAUUUUACAUGACACAGGACAUGUCACUCCCAUGGCCAGGAAACCUAAAUUGGGAAACAUGUAUUAGCAAGUCCUUCAAUCAGUCUAAAUGAAAACACACACACUGAAAAUGCAAAGGAUGCUUUGCAUGUGAGAAUUACAUGGAUAUUUUUGUUCUAUUUAAUAUUUCAGGUAUAUGCUAAAAUGUAAAGCCGAUAAAUAUGUGAUAAUUUUCCAAGAGUCUGAGACUGUAUGUGUAUGGUAUAUGUAUUUCGGUGAUGCUUUUGUGUUUGUGGUGAUUUUAAUAAAGGCUAUGACCUUC